UUGUCAAUCAUACGUAACCCCAUUUCCUCUUGGUGUUUACUUUUAUGACAAACAUCAUCAAAACCUUCCGAAGAAAUUUAUCAAAAUGCCUAUUUAUGAGCCAAUUACAACUGAAUUUGGUGUGAAACCACUAGUAGUAGUUCUAGAUAUAGGAACUGCGUUCACCAAAUUUGGAUUCACUGGGGAGUUUGCCCCACGACACAUUAUUCGGUCUGAAGUCCGAUGUAAGCGAACAUGCCAAAUGAAAAAACUUUGUGAUUACGAGUCGUCACAAGACCUCCAUGACUUCUUGGUCGAUUUCAUUCACAUGAUCUACUUUGAGUAUGCCUUAAUCAGCCCUAAAGACAGACCCAUCGUCAUUGUAGAAUCGUUGCUUUGUCCGACUCUAUUUAGGGACACACUGGCAAAAGUGCUAUUUUUGCAAUAUGAAGUUUCUGCAAUGCUGGUUGUACCAUCCCAUUUGGUUUGCUUGGCUAGCUUGGCAAUUGAUACUGCUUUAGUUGUGGAUGUCGGUUACAAAGAAGCUGUGACUAUUCCAGUAUGCUUCGGUUUACCAAUUGUUCAAGCUUGGCAAGCUUUGCCUUUAGGAGGCGAAUCCAUUCACAGACACUUGAAAACGCUUCUAAAUGCUUCAAAUACCGGAGUAAAAAAUCUCCCUGAAGAUGUGAUAGAAAACAUAAAAGUUAUGUGCUGUUUUGUAACGAAAAAAUCCAGAGCCGACCAACUGGCUUUGCCUAGAACCGACAUGGUUCCUCCUCCAGAUGUAAAAUUUCCAAACAGGGGCGUCGAAACGCUCAUGGUUACAGGCAAAACUAGAGAAAAGGCAUUUGAAAUCUUAUAUGAAGAGGAUAAUGAUCAUUUGUGCUUAUCCACAAUGAUAUUAGAUGCUAUAUUGCAAGUGGAUAUUGAUCUAAGACAAACGUUGGCUGAAAAUCUCGUUUUAAUCGGCGGAAGUUCUAUGGCUCCAGGAUUCAAAGCCAGACUGAAAGAGGAGCUGUUAAAGCAGCUUGCAGAGGACAGAUACAAAGUUCUAAAUAUUAAAGAAUUUAAAUUCCAUGCGGGCCCUUACAAAGAGAAUUACGCAGCAUGGCUUGGAGGAGCCAUAUAUGGAGCAACUGAGAUGCUGUCGAUGAAAGCAGUCACUAAGGAGUUUUAUUUAAGGGAGAAUCAUCUGCCGGACUGGAUUAACUUGCACGAUUUUAAUACUUUAAAAUCACCGGAGGGCGCUGUUAAAAGUUUAUAGAUAAUGAAAUCCAGAAGAUAAAUUCCUCAGUUAACAACCUGCAUAUUAGAUUUAUUUUGGUUAUUUAUUAAUGAUAAUUUAUUUUCUCGGUAAUAAUUAUUCGUAAUUGUAUUUAAUUAUAGAUUUUAAGAAGAAAUUUAUUCAUAAAAUGCAACCAGCAGGCAAUAAUAUCGUUCAGUUGUUUAGGGUGAACACUUUACGCCAUUUGGUGUAUCUCCAAUAAACACUUUUUGAGCCCA
Molecule: messenger RNA, 1482 nt
Organism: Dendroctonus ponderosae (mountain pine beetle)
Lineage: Eukaryota; Metazoa; Arthropoda; Insecta; Coleoptera; Curculionidae
Gene: Arp10
Product: actin-related protein 10
Exons: 7
Coding region: 86-1243 (385 amino acids)
Biological process (GO): retrograde axonal transport of mitochondrion
Source: RefSeq, a predicted model, not a curated record